This is a messenger RNA of Recurvomyces mirabilis, 1770 nucleotides long. RefSeq lists its product as uncharacterized. Gene Ontology annotation, biological process: amino acid transmembrane transport. Gene Ontology annotation, cellular component: membrane. NCBI's taxonomy places the organism in Eukaryota, Fungi, Ascomycota, Dothideomycetes, Mycosphaerellales, Teratosphaeriaceae. The record is from RefSeq and is a predicted model, not a curated record. Gene Ontology annotation, molecular function: amino acid transmembrane transporter activity. The transcript has 4 exons. Bases 1 to 1770 code for a protein of 589 amino acids.
AUGGGUAUCAAAGACUUUAGCUGGAGCGAGAAGAAGGGCGCAGGCGACGACCAUGAGGUCCACCCAGAUGCCAUUGCACCUGGCUAUGCCUCCCGAGACUCGGACGAGAUUGUCGAGGGCGUCAACGAAAAUGCCGACCAGCUUCACCGACGACUUGGCAACCGACAGAUUCAGCUCAUGGCUAUUGGAGGCUCCAUCGGGACAGCUUUGUUCGUCAGCAUUGGAAGUGGUCUACACCAUGGCGGUCCUGGCUCUCUGUUCAUUGCUUACACUAUCUACGCUUGCAUGCUCGGCUUGGUUAACAACUGCAUAUCUGAGAUGACCAUUCUCAUGCCUGUAUCUGGAGGCUUCGUGCGUCUUGCUGGAGAGUGGGUAGACGACGCUUUCGGCUUCAUGGCCGGAUGGAACUUCUUUCUCUACGAAGCCCUUCUCAUCCCGUUCGAAAUCACCGCGUUGACUACCGUUCUUGGAUUCUGGUCGGACAACAUCCCUCCCUGGAGCGUGCCCAUCGCAGCGAUCAUCCUCUAUGCCGCACUUAACGUGUUGGCUGUAAGAAUCUACGGUGAAGCCGAAUUCUGGCUAUCUGGAGGCAAGGUCAUCUUGAUCUUCAUGCUAUUCACGUUCACCUUUAUCACCAUGGUAGGCGGCAACCCCCAGCACGACGCUUACGGCUUCAGGUACUGGAAGAACCCGGGAUCAUUCGCAGAGUACAUGACGACCGGGGCGCUUGGCCGCUUCGAGGGCUUCCUUGGUGCUCUCUGGUCAGCCUCUUUCACCGUCGUCGGCCCUGAGUACAUCUCUAUGGUCGCCGCCGAGGCCAAGCGACCUCGCAUCUACAUCAAGAACGCUUUCAAGACUGUAUACUACCGGUUCGGUCUUUUCUUCAUCAUGGGCGCAUUGGCUGUAGGCAUUGUCAUCCCCUACAACGACAAGACACUUACCAACAUUCUGGCUGGCAACUCCGGCGGAUCAGGCACUGCGGCCGCCUCGCCUUAUGUCAUUGCCAUGACCAAUCUUGGCAUCAGCGUUUUCCCACACAUCGUCAAUGCACUCCUGGUGACCUCCAUCUUUUCUGCCGGAAAUUCAUACACCUACUGCGCGACCAGGACGCUUUACGGCUUAGCACUGGAGGGCCGCGCACCAAAGUUUUUGCGCAAGUGCACGAAGAAUGGUGUGCCUGUCUACUGCUUCGCCAUUGUGAUGAUCUUCCCAUGCUUGAGCUUCUUGCAAAUCGGUAGCGGCUCCCAGGUCGUGCUCAACUGGCUUAUCGCUCUCAUCACAGCUGGCGGAGUCAUCGACUACAUCGUCAUGUGCAUUACCUACAUCUUCUUCUACCGUGCGGUAAAAGCGCAAGGAAUCGAUCGCCGCACCUUCCCGUACCGCGGAUGGUUCCAGCCAUACUCUGCUUAUAUCGGCCUUGUCUGGAUGGUCUGCAUUGUCUCCUGUUACGGAUAUUCAAGCUUUACACCAUGGAGCGUCUCGACUUUCUUCAGCUACUAUACCAUGGUCAUUGUCUCACCAGCCCUCUUCAUCAUCUGGAAGGUGCUCAAGCGCACCAAGUUUGUGAAGCCGCAUGAGGCUGAUCUCAUGUGGGAGCGACCGGUCAUCGAUGCAUACGAGGGGACUUUUAUCGAUCCACCCGUUGGAUUCUGGACUGAGAUGCUCGAUCUUGUGGGCCUUGGCCGCUUCGUCAAGGGCGCCGGCGCUCACCGCGACCGCAGACUGUCCAGUGUGGCCGAUAUCGAGCAGAGGAGGAUGUCCGCCAAAUAG